CAACCUUCGUGCACUACGGCGCUCUGCCGCAUCUCACGCACGCUUUACGUGCCUUGUCAUUACGCACGAGGCAGGUUGGGGCUUGCAUAGCAGACGUGGGAGGAAAAACACGCAGAGGCUUUUACAGUAAGGACUAAUUAAGGUAAUGAUUUGAAUUGUACUAAAAGACGUGUCAGUGGAAGUGGACGUGGAGUGUCCGGAACGGAGUGGACGUGAUGCCCGCGUGACUGCGGGUGUAGGAAACGAGGCGGAACGUGAAGGUGGACUUGGUCGCUGUGUGGAGCAUCCCAUCGCCGCCUUUGCUGCAGUUUAGCAAUCGAUGGACAACAUCUGCUUGCUCUCCACGUCGCGCUAAUGAGCGUCUUCUUCGUGGCAGAUGAUGAGGACACAAGAGUGGGGGCGUCUCUCUUCUUCUGUCCUGCUUUGGGAUGCUUGAGAAUGUGCGGCCUGCUGCUUGUCUUGCCGCAAUGCCACUGGUGAGAGGAGGGAGAGCGUGAGGAGGCAUGGCUGCAGAAGGGUAGCAAAAUGAGGAGACAUGUGCAUCAUCAUAGAAGAGUACUUUUGAGGAGGUGCUGUGUGGUGUGCUGACUUGCUGGAAAACUUUAAAGACACCCAGGCAAAAAUGAGUGUCAUGGCUGUCAAAUGAGGUGGACUUUUUCUGUGCUCCGUUGUCAACCUUUUGCUUCAACAAAAGUGGAAGCCGACCUGAACUUUUGCUAAAAAGUAGGAACAUCAUCGCCAACAUGCCCUCGCCAUCCGACUCCAGCAGCGUGGCAUCCGCCUCGGGGUCCCGCGGCUGGUCAGACAGCCGGCGGGGCAUCUCGGGUCGAGGCCCCGGUGGUGCCCGGUUGCUGCUCUACCUGGGUCUGUGCCACCUGGGCCUCGGGGCCAUGGUCCUGGCCUUCUCCUUCACCAGCAUGGCCUUCACCUCGUCUGCUCGAGUCAGGCAGUCCUGUCCGUUCUGGGCCGGGUUUUUUGUGGUGGCAUCGGGGAUUGUUGGAAUUAUCUCAUGGAGGAGACCUUUCACUUUGGUGGUAUCUCUGUUCAUGCUGCUGUCUGCGGUGUGUGUGAUCCUCAGUCUGGCGGGCUCCAUGCUGUCCUGUCAGAACGCGCAGAUGGUCAAGUCAAUGCUCACCUGCCAGGUGGAGAAUGGCCGCUGCGUGUGUUGCGCGCCCACUGAAUCCUGCUCCAGCAAAGAAGAUGGAACCCUGGUACUGAACCUGAAUUCAGACUGCCACUCAGUUAGACAUCAGCUGAAGGACUUGUUGUUUAGCGCAUGCGGUCUCAGCAUCCUUUCCACCAUCAUCUGUACUCUGUCCACGGUCACCUGCAGCAUCCACAUAUUUUCCUUGGACCUUGUGCACCUGUUGGCGCCACAUCGCUCUCGCUCCGUCAACCCGGAAUGCACAACCCCUCAGGACGCCUUCCUGACCAACAUCAUGGACUUUGAGGAGUUUGUUCCACCCAUUCCUCCGCCUCCUUACUAUCCUCCUGAGUACACCUGCAGCUCAGAGACAGACGCUCAGAGUAUCACCUACAACGGCUCCAUGGAGAGCCCUAUUCCUCUGUACCCCACUGACUGUCCUCCUCCCUACGAGGCUGUGAUGGGACAAAGAGCUGCCAGCCAGGCGACGAUGUUUGACCAGCACGGUGCCGAACUCUCUGGAGAAAGAGGAACGUCUACAGCGUUCAGUGGAGAAGUAUUUUUUUAUUCAGUCUCCAUGGAUAGUGGAUCUUUGCUAAUGUCAGAGAUCGUUGACAUCCCCGAUGAUUCGUCCCCGUCCGAGGACUCCUGUCUGUUGGAGGUGGGGUUGAGGAACCACGGGGGCAGGGGCAGCAGGGCGGCCAGUGAGGUGGGCGAUGGGGGUGAUGGAGGAGGGGAGCGGCUCAGCCUCCGCGGGCCCCGCUCUCAGACGCCAGAGAGUCCCUUGGCCGGGGGACCCAGAGCCCGGCGCUUCCUUAGAGGCGAGAGGUCCAAUUCUUGCUCUUCACCCAGCACUGCAACCACCACAUACAGGUCUCCGGUGUUACGGCGCCAGGCCAUGCUGGCUCGGAGUUGUUCCCAGCUGGAAGCAAUAGGGGCGUCCCCCUCACAGCAACGAUGCUCCAUACCAGACAUUCGGGUUCGACCCUCCACUCCAUUAUGCCAAGUUGCUGCCCAUGACUCCUCAGCUCCCCUCACCAGCGAGAACUGUACACAACGUUUGCCUCUGUACCUGCGACGACGAGCCGCAAGGAAUUAUGGCAGAAGCAACAGCGAAGGGCUCCUACGCCUUGUGAGGUCACACAGUGAGCCUGGCCUCAGCUCCUUUCCUGAUACAGUUGACUUAGUGUUUGCAUGCAGUAAGGCUUCUCCAGAUAUAGGUCCAUCCUCGGAGGCGUCUUUAUUGCCUCGCACUUCUUUGCCUCCUGCUGCCGCUUUGCCACGGAAAGACUGCAUGAAAUCGACAUCUACGGGGGUGCACGUUCCCUCUAAAGUACCACCCGUGUCCCCCCUGCGUUUACCCAAAGAAUACCACCGUUCUCUUGGAGACCUCAAGUCAAGAUCUGACAUUUUCCUGAAACUUACCUAUGUUCUACUGCUGAUUACUAAAGAACAGAAAAAGGUGACUCGAGUUCUGGUGGCUCGCUUCUUGCAGCGCUCCAAACGCAACUUGGCGCCCUCUUCUGAGCACACAGGGAACGCAGGGCAGGUGCCUAAGAGGAGGGGAGCAUCCGAGGGUGCUGCCACUAACCAUCUACCUAUGGAGGUUUGGCGGAGCCCUUGGAGUGUCAGCCGAGGACAACCCAACAACCACCACCUUCACCACCGCGGUCAUCAUAACUCCCACAGUGACAGCCGACACAACCACAGCCACGGCAGCCGAGCUCCGGAAGGGAUCCACCUGCGUAGCUGUGGGGAUUUAAGCUCCUCCUCCUCGCUAUCCUUGCGUCGGCUGGUGUCGCCUCGGUUGCUGCGCGGCUCAUCGGGAGCUCUGUACUCAGAGUCUGCGCUGUGAGGAAGUCAUUGGACGACCAACAGUUCUCGUAUGGGCUUGUUCGGUGGUGCUGUAGAUCCCUCUGAAUAUCACACUAAACAGCAGAAACUCAAGCCUGGAGACUGGGUUGACUUUGAGCAUUCAAGCUACAUAAUAAUGCAUUGCAAUGUGCUACUGGCCCUUUUGUACAUUGGGUUGAAUGAUAACCACAGAAAAAAUCUUAUUUUGUCUUCCAUUUAAAAAGAAAAAAGACUGACCCUGCAUAGUUAGCUAACUAUAAUGUAAUAUAAGCAAAUUGGGUACACAUUUUUUCUUCUUUUUGCAGCUCUACAUUAGUCAUUGAAAGAGGCGGCCAGCACACAUAAUAUGAAUGCACGUCUUCUUGUAUUCUUUAUUUAUAGGUGGUCCCCGAACACUUGGUUUGGUGUGUGCGUGCAUGUUUUACGACCCCACAAACACUGCAAAAAGCUUGUUCGUCAGACCUGAACUUGCCCCGACCCCCACUCUUGGCCCAACUUUGCAAUUAUCAUGUCCUUGAAAUGUCUUUAUUUGCAUGGUUUUGACAAAAUGCUUCUUAACUUUUUUCUUGUGCACACAAAAACAUCUAAGAGCAGCCAGUGGAAAUCAGAUUGAAAAGACUACGUGCAUAUUGCAGCACACUAGUUUGGUUUGCGACAUGUCCCUGUGUACUAAGCGUAUCUGCCGUCUGAUCCUGUAAGAUAAAGAUGUGUAAAUUGCACUGUGGCUCAGAUGACAUGAGUCUCUUGCAAUAAAUGUACAUAGUUGUAAGGUCACACAAGAGUCCCUUCAGACUGUUUUUUUUCUUCUGGAAAAUGUGCAAUGUGGAGCAUAUGGGAUACACACACACAUAUGAAACUGAUUUGUGAUUCAUGUACAUACAGGUACAGAGACACUCUCACAAAGCAGGAUGUGUUUCUACCUCUUCAUGUCUUGCAUUAUUAUUGCAUUAUGUCUUGCAUUAUUUAUUUGAAGAAAUGUUUAUCUGUAUGGCAGGCUUUGCAGGAUACAGCCUUAAAACCUGAAUAAAUUGUACGUAAAUAUGACACAUAUCCAGCGUUUGGAAAUUGCAGUGACUAUUUCGGAAUUAAGUUGUGUAUUUCCCCAUUCAAAAUUAACCAUAGCGUUUUCAUUUUAAAUCCAAAUGUAACGCUUUUUUAAAUUAAAGCUGUUUUACUACC
Molecule: messenger RNA, 4177 nt
Organism: Dunckerocampus dactyliophorus (ringed pipefish)
Lineage: Eukaryota; Metazoa; Chordata; Actinopteri; Syngnathiformes; Syngnathidae
Gene: entrep3
Product: family with sequence similarity 189 member B
Exons: 15
Coding region: 744-2999 (751 amino acids)
Cellular component (GO): membrane
Source: RefSeq, a predicted model, not a curated record